GCUGAGAAAGCAGGUGAAAGGCAAAAGGGGUGCCGGGACCCCCCUCCCCUAAAAAAAAAUCAGAAUCAGAAUCAGACGCAGCAAGGAAAAAAGUGUCAAGUGCUCCCGCGUCCUGCACUGCACUCGCCGAAGAAAUGUCGUCUUCAAACAACAAGCCCGUCCGAUCGCGAUUUUCAAGCCCGUUGCAUUCGAGUUCGCCUUCCGGCCACAAUAGGGGAUCGGUGAUGGAAGGUCAAAGACAUUUCAUGCAGAGGUGGCUCGAACCUCCGGUGCAGAACAAAGCGAGUUUUCAAGAGGCAGGAUUGAUCAGAGGCGGUGUUGUCGAGAAUAUGGCUCCCCUAGGUACUCUGCCCAAGUCGGCUAUGCACAAGAAAUCUCCUGUGAAUGGUGAUGGAUUACCGGCUCCUCCACCCGUCAAAACGCGCAUCGUGCUGAAGAAGCCGUACGCGACUGCGACGCCGACGCCGCGUGAGAGCGUGCCUCGUAUUGGGGAACAAUCGCCGGAUGAGGUCGAGGCUGAGGUGGAUGCGGCGCCAUUAUCGCCACUAUCGCAACCCGUGGCACCUCCUACCGCGAUGGAUGAUGGCGAAGAUGAAGAUUAUGUACCUAAGAAGUCCAAAACACGCACUUCCCAGCAUACCACGCCUAGCAACGCACGCCGCCAUUCGGCCAGGCGUCGAAGUGCGCGUCCUAGCCCUACACCUGUUGCAGUCACUGCACCAGCCAUUUCUACGCCAGCUCAAUCUUCACCUGUCCAGGCGGCAGCCCCGUCGCCUCAACCUCAACCUUUACCUCAACCUCUACCACAGCCGCUACUCCCACCCGGCUUUCGUCCACCCGCAUCUAUGCUUCAUCGCGUGCCGGACAAAGAAAUGGCAGAUAAAGUGAUUGAGCGUGCAGUUGACGAGGCACUCGGCCAUUACCGUUACCCCACAGCAUGGGCACUUCGUCUACUUUAUGAUGAAAACUCAGGUGAUCCGCAAUUUGUUUCUAUGAUGGAGGAUGUCUAUCAUCAACGCGCAGAUGUGGACACUAUCAUGGAAUUCAAAAGACUCAUUGCCGCCAAGAAGAAGGACGGUAAAAAGGACAACAAAGGUUGUUAUUAUUUUGUGCCGCCUUCGACCGGUAGCCGCUUCACUCCUCACAAACCCAAGCCUGCACCCUACGGCGACCUGAUCAAAAUGGACUUCAACCAUUUUCCCGAGGAGACUCCCAAGGGACAUGUCAGCAAGAAGGUCAAACUCGACGAGGAUGCUAUUAUUAAUGCAACCGAUGCAAGCACCGCCAGUCCUUCCAAGGUAAAUGGAGUCAGCAGCCAUAAAAGUGCCACAAACAACAACAAGUCACCGCACAAGUCGCCGCACAAAUCACCAUCUAAGGGAAGAAAAACGCGCUCGGGAUCAGUUAGCAGCUCUUCGUCUCUAUCAUCAGUUCCCGAUGAUGUGCCCGAUGACUACGAGGGUUUCAUGGAUCUAGUGGAUGACGACCUGAGUGUCGCGCGUCCCAUAGCUGCCGCAGCCGAAGCGAAUAAUGCGCAAAUCCCGGCAGACUCAAUCCAGCCAAUCAGCGACCAACAGAGGAAACCCGCCGCGAAAAAGAAGAAUGGCGCAUCACCCAAGAACACUCCCUCCCACACUACCCGUCAACACCCUUCAUCCCGUGAUUCAAGCAUGCCCGCUACUGUUAUCACCAACGGCCUCUCUCAUCACGACACCACCCCCAAACGUCAACAAACGCCCGCUAUCAAGUUUACCAGCAAAUUUGGUGUCGCCGACCUUUCGGAGCCGCUCGUCCAGAAAAAGCUGGACAACAAGCUUGAGACCAGGAGUGCUACGGAUGAGAUCGUCGAGGAUAGUUUCAUUCGAGAACCUCUCCCAGACGAAAGCCUACCCUUCGAGCUGGCUGUGCCACCACCUCCUACUACUGAGCAAUAUCGCUCAUCUCGGACGCCAGCUUUGAGUUCACGAGCUGCGAGAGCGGCCAAGCGCCACCAUGAUGAGAUGGACGAUUCCAUCUCCCCGACUACCCAGUCAUUCCGGGCCGCUGAUCUGGAUGCGUCUUCUGCACGCAACUCGCGUGCUGCGACGCCGGCGUCCAACUUGCGCUCGAGCAAGAAACCUCGAGCUGGUCUACGCGUAAAGAACUCACCGAUGAAGAAGAAGGGCACUUCUGCGGGUAUUCCUCGUAGCGCCGUUGAUCGACCAAGCCCUGUGGGCUUUGGACCUCCUCAUCAUCAGGACGAUAACGACGACUCCUGCUAUACGUGCGGGGGUAAUGGUGAGCUCGUCUGUUGUGACGGAUGCAAUUAUUCUUUCCAUUUUCUAUGCAUCGACCCUCCUAUGGACGAGGGCCACAUGCCUGAUGAAUGGUAUUGCAACGAGUGCAAGCACUCAUGUUCUCCGCCCUUUAGUGGCGAGUAUUCGGGCCCAUUCCGAUCUCUUCUCAGCCUUCUCGACAGAAAGAACACGAGAGCUUUCCGUCUUCCCGAAGAUGUUCGAGAACUUUUUGAAGACGUGCGAACAGGACCGGAGGGCGAAUACGAAGAGACCACGAUCCCUAAGCCUAAGGCGAGCAAGAAGGGCGCUGAGGAAGCCUUCGACUUUUUCAAGGUCAAGAAUGCAGACGGCCCGGUGUUGUGUUUCCAUUGCCACAAGGCAACUUCAGACAAUCGCCCCAUGGUCCCCUGUUCGGUAUGCGGCCUCAACUGGCAUCUCGAAUGUCUAGAUCCGCCCCUAGCUGUUCCACCCGUUCCUCGAACCUGGCGAUGCCCUUGCCAUGCCGAGGACAUGUUGGCUGAGCUUCCAGAAAGACUGGCCCCGGCGCAUCGUCAUCGCAAGAUCAAGAAUGCCCCAAUCAUCGAGCAUAGCUACAGCAGAGGAAUGGCCAAUGAUGGCUACAUCGAGAUCGAGAACGAUGACGAUAGUGAGGAUGAAGCGCACGCUUGGCGAAAGCACAAGGGCUUUGGUCGUGUCCAUCGAUUGUCCGCGAAGGGCAUCAAGCUGGACUUCAUCUCUCGCGUACGAGAAAGCCGCAAGCGCAAAUUCACCCCGGUUAGCACAGUCAGCCCUGCUCCCGCGAUGCAGCCCAAGGUCCGAUCUCUCGAAGAGCAACAAGCAGCCUUGAAUCUCGCUCAGCUAGCUAGAAGUGAUGGCAUCAGUUUACUACAGCGAGCCAUGAUUUCACAAGCUAGUCCCGAUAUCCUCUCUCUAAUGGCAAGCGGAGAUGCUAAGCGCAUUGCCUCUGGCAGCCUUUCUUCAGUCGAUACCGUCUCUCUUGAAGCGAUGCUCGCACAAGCCGAAUCCUUACAGCAAGGGAUCCGUCAGCUCUUGGACAGCAGAAGCAAACCAACUGUCGAGAGUGCGGCGGACGACGCAGCACCUAAAGCGGCGAAGAAAGAAGCUUCUCUAUCAUCCGAUAGCCCUAAGAACCACGAUAUGGCUACGCCCAAAGACGGCAAGCGAUGUGCUGCUGCCAAAGAUGUCGCCAGUAGCCUUGAUACUAAGGGACAUAAGCCCACCAAGGACGAGUCUGCAAUGCAGAUCGACUAAGAAACCUUCAUCCCUUCAUACGAGCUUAGCGCAUGUACCGCUGCCCUUGCCGGUGUCUCCUACUUUAUUCGGACUCGGCUGUGGUGGAGCUUGGUCUGUUCUAGAUGCAGAUCCAUGGUUUCAAAUUCUACAAGACGAGCAUCGUGGAAAUUACACUGUCACAUCGACAGUUUUGACUACUAUUAAUUUUUCCUAUUCCAUUUGCGACAUUACUACGAGUCGCCACCGCCAUUUUUCGAUCACGAGACUCCAGGACUGCCAAUUUCCUUAAUAGAC
Messenger RNA from Annulohypoxylon truncatum, 3824 nucleotides. RefSeq lists its product as uncharacterized. Gene Ontology annotation, biological process: regulation of transcription by RNA polymerase II. NCBI's taxonomy places the organism in Eukaryota, Fungi, Ascomycota, Sordariomycetes, Xylariales, Hypoxylaceae. The transcript is spliced from 6 exons. Gene Ontology annotation, cellular component: Rpd3S complex. Bases 135 to 3548 code for a protein of 1137 amino acids. The record is from RefSeq and is a predicted model, not a curated record.